AUGUCGGACUCAUUAUAUAAUGAUUACAAAAACAAUUGCUAUGAAUAUAUGAAAACAGUGAAUUAUACUGAAAAAAUUAUAAAAGAUAAUAAUUCAGAUCAAAACAAAUUACUAAACAUUUAUGAAAAAGCAGUAAACAGUGCUGAAAGCAUGUUUAAACGCAUGCAAUUGGAAGUCGAAACAAAUUCAUUAAUUGGUGAUCGUCAACAUGAACUAAAUGAUAUACAUACAAAAAUAACAGAAUAUAAAUAUAAAUUAAAAAAAUAUAAAGAUGAAUUUUUAGAAAAUAAUUUAGCAAAAAAAAAUGUAAGUAAUAACUUUGAUGAUGAUAGAGCAUUUCUUCUUACUGAUAUAGACAUAUUAGAAAAAGGGGAUGUAUAUAUUAAUCAAUCAAAAAUAUUAUUAGACAAUUCAGAAUAUAUUAGUAAUGAUGUUAUGAGAUUAUUAAAUAAACAAAAGGAAUCUAUAAAAAAAAAUAUUUCAAAUAUUUCUUUUGUUACUGAUAAAUUAUAUAUUGCUAAAAAUAUUAUCAAAAGUUUAAAAAAUAAAGACUUAUUUAAUAAAUAUAGAUUGUAUAUUAUAUAUAUAUUUAUCGUAUUAACAUUUUCUUUUAUUACAAUUGUAAAAUAUAAUCGAUAUGUAUCAAGCACAAUUAAUCCACCUAUACAAACAAAUAAUCUUAUUCACGACGUUAAUAAUGUUAAUAUACAAAAUGAUCCAUAUAACCAUAUAACUAAUUUACCAAACUUAAAUGAAACAAAUAUAGUAGUAAACAAUUUAGACAAUAAUAUUCAAAAUGAACAAAGUGAUACAAAUAAAAUCGAAAAAAAUAUUCAAAACAUAAGUGAUAAUAGUACCAUAAACGAUGAAUAG
Plasmodium vinckei vinckei is the source of this 873-nucleotide messenger RNA. Its product is annotated as vesicle transport v-SNARE protein VTI1, putative. Bases 1 to 873 code for a protein of 290 amino acids. The transcript has a single exon. Gene Ontology annotation, biological process: intracellular protein transport. Gene Ontology annotation, cellular component: membrane. The record is from RefSeq and is a predicted model, not a curated record. NCBI's taxonomy places the organism in Eukaryota, Apicomplexa, Aconoidasida, Haemosporida, Plasmodiidae.